Messenger RNA from Linum tenue, 834 nucleotides. The record is from the annotation of a GenBank genome assembly. NCBI's taxonomy places the organism in Eukaryota, Viridiplantae, Streptophyta, Magnoliopsida, Malpighiales, Linaceae.
CCUCAGCGCAGCCAGCCGAACUCUCCCUCUCCCAUCUUCUUCCUCCGUCGGCCGCCGCCUCAUCUUCUUCCUCCGCCAGGCCCGCGCCGCCACCAUCUCGCCCGCCGCCAUCCGCCACACCUCGCCCUCCAGCCUCUCCUCCCACUUCCUUCUAUCUCUAGCUCUGCCGCCAACCGCCAUACACCGCCGCCGUCAUCUUCCUCUCCCUCCAUCGUCUUCCUCCUGCUAGCGACCCAUAAGAAGCGGAAGCAGCAGCCGAAGACGCAUUGCAGCAGCACCGAAGGGAGAAAACGCAUUGCAGCAGAUGGAGUAUUUGAAAAUUAUUGGAAUUUGGCAAACAACAGGGUACAGUAUCAGGCAAAGAGACAUGAAAGCACCAGUAUAAUGUCUUAGGUGAUACUUGACUUAAUAUCAUCGAAUAGCACCCAGGUCACCUGUUGAUUGUAAAUGAUGUUGAUUUGAUUGUAAAUGUUGUUGUUUUGUUUUGUUUUGUUUGAUGUCAAUUUGUUGGUGAUCUCUUAUUUUGUAUUGAAUUGUAGCGUGAUAAGCAAUGGCUGAUAAUGUUGUCGAAAACAAUAAUGAUUGUGUCAUACUUGAGGGAAGCGAGGUUUGGCCUGAUAAAGUAGUGGAGUAUUUGAAAAUUAUUGCACGGGGGAGAAUGCCAAUGGAGUGCAAGGAGGACAAGAACGAGAAGCAUAUAAUCAUAGUUCAAGCCAAACUCGAGCGAUGGAUGUACGACGAGAUGGAAUAGCAGACAAGUUGUGGGAUGACUUUCAAGCUGGACUUAUUUGAAUUUUUAUGUUGUAUUAGUACUUAAUUAAUAUAAGAUGUUGU